AAUAGUACUUAUACUUUGAAGUGUUUACCAUUAAAAAGAUAGUCAUUCCACCAUAUAAGUAGAAGUCUGCAUGGUCAUGCAAACACAUGAGCAUACAUACCAGCUUAGUCAAGGUUACUUUUAGAAGAAAUGUGUUUGUUAUUGUACUUUGCAUGGUUAUUCUCUUUUUAUAAGAGCUGGAAUCUCUUCCCAUUCGCUCAGUUUCGUUCUUGGAGCCAUGUCGAACCUCUCUCUGUUCUUUGCUUGUGCUUGAGUAAAAGCAGGAUCAGUCUUAUUCUGGUGCUGAUAGAUUUAUCAGAAUAUUUGUAGGGGUCCAACGAAAAGAACCAUCAAAGCAGCGUCCAAAGCUCCAUAAGAGUGGCGUCCAAAGCUGUUAAAAAGACUCGUGUAUUGAACAAACGAGGAAGUAGUCUCUCCUCUAACCUUUGCCAUUAACCGUAAAAUUUGCUACCGUCUGAUCCAAAUACUUCGCACUAAACAUAGUUCGAACUUCUAUAUUAUAAUCCUUACAGCAAAAUAUUGAUAUGUCAGCCCUAAACAAUGAUGACCCUGGUUCACUUCACCAUGUUGACGAGCUUGUUGGCCCAACCACCCAGAGCCUACAUUCAAAAGACGAUCCUCAACCUACCACGAAAAGAAUCAAUCUUAUUCUUGAUCCAUCAGCGUUUACCAAAGGAAUAGGAAACAUAAAGCGGUGGUACAAAGAUGAGUACAUCCAAUCUCGAAGUGAACAUAUCAAAGAUACUAAAGUAAUAUUGAAUCUAUAUAUACCAUCCUAUACGUUGCACGAGUUUGACUAUUUACAGAGAGGUACAUCAAUGACAGCAUUUUUCGCUAGGAAAUCUAUUCGUUUCAUAGAUGAGCUAUACGAAAACAAUCAAACUUCCCAAGACAUAACUCCCAAAUUCCAGGUGAACUUAUCAAUUGAAGCACCCUUUGAAAGAGGGCCUCGGUGGAAGGACUGUCAGGAAUAUCAAGUCAUAAGACCCAAGGUGAAAGAUUUUCCCAACUUCAAGACCAAGUUUGACUCGAGUCUUGCAAGAAGAAAAGCUGAAGAUUUUGGGGACUUAACGAAUGAUAUUAACACCAAACUAUCAACCUCAGCCUCCAGUAAAGUAAAUGACAUUCAGUACGAAAACUCAGAAUCUUUCCUGCAAGCAGCAGCGACUUCGGAAGACUACGCCCAAAUUCCUGCCAAAUUAAGGUACUUGGUAUCAUCAUGUAUUUUCAAGAAGUUCAUACAACCCAACGACUUUACAAACGUCAUGGAAGAAUGGAAAGUUGUGUCAGAAGAUGCAAUUACUCAGGUGUGGAUGAGAAGUUUUGGAGUUGAUGCCAUGAAUGUGAAUGAAGCUGAGCUUCUUAUUUUCAAAUCCUACGAUGUUAACCGAUUAUUCAACCCACAUAAAGACUUCACCUUGGAAGACAACGUCAAACCUAAUAGCAUAUUUCAAGAGAUUAUUGAUACUUCUGAGUAUAGAAACAAGGAGCUCGGAGAUCCCUUCAGAGGUCACAGAUCAUUUAGAAAAAGGUCCACCAAAAAAGACCAGCCAAAUCAGAUUGAAAAGCCAAUAAGCGUGGAUGCGUGUGAAGACCCUGUGACUCAACAGAGCUUCGAUUAUAUCAGCUAUGCACCAAGAAAAGUAGAGGGUGAGCUCUGGAAAGCUCCAAAUGAUACCAGUAGUAGAAGCAGAAGCAGAAGCAAAAGGCGAUAACUUGUAUAGUUUUGUGUAAUAACAUCUUGGCAACUUCCGGUAUCCGCACACAACACAC
Messenger RNA from Yamadazyma tenuis ATCC 10573, 1773 nucleotides. Lineage: Eukaryota; Fungi; Ascomycota; Pichiomycetes; Serinales; Debaryomycetaceae. The record is from RefSeq and is a predicted model, not a curated record.